Molecule: messenger RNA, 4434 nt
Organism: Phyllopteryx taeniolatus (common seadragon)
Lineage: Eukaryota; Metazoa; Chordata; Actinopteri; Syngnathiformes; Syngnathidae
Product: paramyosin-like
Exons: 22
Coding region: 360-3194 (944 amino acids)
Biological process (GO): spermatogenesis
Source: RefSeq, a predicted model, not a curated record
AGGUCACGGAACGUCAACGCGACGGUAAACUUGUAUUGAGAGCGUGUCCUUAAAAAUCAAAUGUAUUGUACUUUUUCUGUUGUGGUAACCACACAUAGAGACCAUGUUAUAAACGAAUGCAGUGCUCAAAAGAUAACCGUUUGAAAUGCACAGCAACUGACAGAAACUGUCUCGAGAUGUGCUACUGUUGUUUACCACGCCACUAUGAGUGUUUGCUCCUUCAGCUUCACGAAAGCCCAGGCACAAAACAACAACAACUUUACACUCAUGAGGAUAAAAAGGCAGUUGCUUUACGUUAAGCCUGCCCCCCUGAAACAACUUUUAAAGGAAUUCAAAAUACUGCACGAGCAAAGGUUGAGAUGCCUGCAAUUGGACAAAACUGCAAGGCCAGACGUGAUGCUGACAGCUCUGGUUUACUGGUCCAGAACACCUGUGAUGCAGAGGAUCCAACAACCUGCAUACAAACCCAGCAUACAGUGUCCAAUGUAGCCUGCAAGUCGAGGGAGAGCACUUUGCAAAAUGAAAAGGUCGCAAGUCAUGUGCUUGAAGGCGAGGCGAAGUUGACACACUUGCAGAGUGAGAUUGCCUCUCUGCAAAGCCUCCAGAAAGACAAAAUGAAGGAAAUUGCUGAGAAAGACCUCAGCAUCACUAAACUGCAAGCCAGCAUUUUGCUGCUGCAACAGGAGGGUGUCAACACCCGUGCUCAGUUGGAGCUCAGCAGGAAGCAGGCGGUCCAACAAAGUUUGGCGCUGUCAGUGUGUCGCCAGAAAGAAGAGAUUCUUCUUUGCAAGGUCCUAUCCAACAACACGAGAGACGGGACAAAAAAAUCCCAGUGUAGUGGAAUGAAAAUUCAUCAUCCUGCCUCUUCUUGCAUCACACGCACCCAUUUCCCCAUUGGGCUUAAAAGGAGCGACGCAAACGUGAAGCAGCUGGAUGAGACCACGGUGUCUUUACAGGCCACGCAGGACUCGCUGAGAAGAAUCUUGGCACUGAGGGAGAAACACACACAACAGCUGCUGGAAGACAAUGCGCAUCUUAAAGACAGCCUGGCGGCACUGCAGAGCCAAUUACAGACAAGGGAGUGCACGUUGAGCGAUGUUCGCGCGACCCUGGAUCGGGCCCGUGUCAGUCUGGAUGCUCGGAGACAGACGAGGCUGCAGAUCCAGGAACAGUCUGAGCGAGCCAGCAAAGCGGUAGAGUGUCUGCAGCAGGAACUCACUAGUGUGCAUUGCACCACUGAAAAGAAGGAGAAGUCUUUGGUGACGUUAUGUGAGGAGAGGGUUGAUCUGAGAGCCAAGAUGAUGGAUGUGAACACCCAGCAUGUUCACCUCAGUCACGCCAAAGACACACUGGAGGUCGACUUUGCUCUGUGCCGAGAAGAACUACAUGCUUGUCACUUGGAGGUUCAAAGCAGAGAUCAGCUAAUUCUUCAAUUGAGAUCCGAAAUGAAGUCAGCUGAGGAGACGCAUCAAACAACACAGCAGCGGUUUGCGGCAUCAGAGGAGGAGUUACAAAAGCAGCAGGUGGAUCUGGAGCUCCUCCAUCGGCAGCUGAAAGUAGCCCGGGGGGAAUUCAAAGGGGCUUGCUUGCAAGCAGAGGAGCAGAAAGAAAUGGCUGUGAUUUUUAAACACAAAUACACUGCUGCAAUGGAGAAAGUGCACAGGGUCCAAGAGCAGGUAAAGCAUUUGGCUGAGGAGCUUCGAUAUUCCCAGCAACAGAUAAGAGAGUCCCAACAAGCAACCCAUUUACUGUACAAAGAACUAUCUGAGCUGAAACGGCGCCACCAAGACAAGGUGGGCCAAUGGGAGAGCUCGCAGGUGGCCCUAGACCAAUUGACGGACGAGCUCUCUGUCAGUCAGAAUCUGCUGACAGAAAGCCAGCAAAAGGUGGCCCACUUGGACAGCCUUGUGUGCGGCCUGCAAGGGCAAGUGGAGACACUCAAGCAGCAGAGUCACUCUCACACGGAUGAGGACUACCUGAGCCUGCAUAGUCACAAUCAGAAGCUGCAGAAGCGCUGUAGUGAGCAGGUGGAGCGCCUUGUGGAGUGUGAGAAGGUUAUUCUACAGAUGAAAUCAGAGCUGGAGAGACAAAACCAAGAACAGGCCUGCCGUGCACACCUAAACCGGCGUGGACAAUUGGAACAGGAAGUGGCGCAGCUAAAAGAGGAAGUUGCACGCUUAGAACUUGAGCUUGCAAACAGUCAAACGGGCUGCUUGACUCUUCUCCAGCAGUCAGAGGAGGCUCUCCAGGAAGCCAGGAAGGAGCCCGUGAGGUGUAGCGGUGAGGUGGACGUUCAGCGGAAGGAGGUACAAAGACUGGAGGAUGUGAUACACAAAGAGGAAGAGAAGCUGAAGAGCGCUUACAGAGAGAAACACAGUCUGAGCACUCAUGUCAGGCAGCUGAGUCAAGAGCUUGAGGAGCUGCACUGCAAACAUCAUACAACAGUGCAGGUUUUGGCGGCCCGUUCAAAGGAGGCAAAGCACAUGGUCGUGUGCCUGAAUGAGGCAAAGCAAGCGCAAGACAAAACAAGUUUUAUGGCUCGGAGAUUGGAAUCGGAGGUUGCAGAACUCAAGAGGAACCUUCAGCAGGCUGACAUGGAGAAAAGGGAUGCAGAAGCCCAGGUGGACACGCUCCAGUACAAGUUGGCGGCAUCAUGUACAGACAACGACAACCUUCGCCACGAGAGCCAGCUCAUCGUGACUAAUCUCAAACAAUGGGUCACUGAACAAAAAAAUCUUCAGGAGGCUAAUGACACGCUGGUGGCGGAGGUGAAGCGACUGAAAGAAGUGGCGACAGGGCAGAAGAAAGAGAUGGGACAUGUCAAGGCCCACAUGAAGAACCUUUGUGCAAUUCAAGAUGAGAAAAUCCUUGAUAAGGAGACUUGCAUGGUGCUGAAUCUGGCCAGACUGGCUGACAUGCAGACCAAACUGCAGCGCAACAUGGACGCCAUCAGUCUGCUAAAUCAACAGUUAAAGGCUGUCAGCAAGGAGAACAAGCACUUGCGGAGGCAGCUGGAGGAAGAGAGGUGCAUGUACACACAAGUGGAGUGCCAUCGCCCUCUUCCUCCCACCUGCGUCCACCUCCCUGCCAGUGCCCGCCCACCUCUCCUCUCCAUCACCCGCCCUUCAUCCCCUCCACCUCGCCCCUCCUCCUCCUCCUCCUCCCAACCUGAAAGAAGCGACAAGGGGCACUGAGAGGAUCUAAAACCCAAGGUGAGCCCAGUGGAGCCAAGUUAGCUUGACCAGGUGAAUCCCAGGCUUUGGUUGAAGCUAUACGGGCGAGGCCUCCUCCCCUCUACUCCCCAGGAGAACUAAGACCAGGUAGGGAGCCGACCAAAUAAAGCCCGCAGAACACUUUGACCUGUCACGGCUUUUUGACCUCCAGCUCCUCACUGGGGAGCAUGCUCAGUAUGAGGUUAAUGUCCUGCGGGUCAAUGUCAAGUCCCUGGGUGCUUAUCGCCUGAAGGAAGGAAGGGGGAGCUCUCCAGAACCGGCAGAUAGUCGAAUUCCCUUAAAAUUACCUUGAAUUUAUCUGUACUUCCUGAAUUGGGACAUUCCCUCUUAGUAUUUUACACACAUUUAUUAUAGAUUUAAACUCUUACCUGAUACGCAAUGCACUCUGCAAAAUGUUAAAACCACUUGAUUAAAAAAAAAAUCCUAAUUUGUAUCAGUGUCAAAAAUAGAUGGUAUGCUUGAAUUACAACGUCAUUAAAAUGAAUACAUAGAAUACACAUAUGAGGGGGAAAAAAAGAUCAAUAAUAUUCCUCGCUCUACACUUUGAUCCAAAACUGCUCCAAAAUGUACUGGGUUCUUCCUUGUUCCGUGUUAUCCAUCUACAAUAUUUCACAGAGUUCAGGUGGAGUAGAUUUUCUGUAAUCCUACUAACAAACAAACAAAUUUAAAAACUAACUAAUUUGAAUCGUCACCACAGCCGGAUCAGACUGAUUCAGAUCAGCACCAGACUGUAUACCGGAAAUUAAAAUGUUGGAAAAUCUCUCAAUGACAAAAGUAAAGAUGGAUUCCUGGAUCAAGAUUUAACAAGGAUUUUUGUUUUAAUUUUAUUACAAUAUAAGCAUAGUAAGACAGUACACACUAAAAAGUUAGUAAGUUUCUGUACUUCUGUUAUGUUAAGGAAUGUCAAGCCAGGUGGAAAGAAGAACAAUACAUAAUUUACAUGGAAAAAAAGUAAAUGUGAUUACAACAGAUUGUAAUAUUCCAAGAAUAAAAUAAUGAUUUCUUCAAAGUCAUUUGUCGGGAGAGUAAAAUCAUCUUUUUUUUUUCUACAAACACAAAAACAAAACAGCACACUGAAAGCAUUUUAGUUUCUGCACUUCUGUUAUCUUAAGGAGUAUUUUGGUCCACAUGGAAAGAAUUAAAAUUACGAGAAAAAAAUCAUAAUGUUCUGAGAACAGAGCUGUAAUAUUACAAGAAGAAA